Zingiber officinale is the source of this 437-nucleotide messenger RNA. RefSeq names its product aluminum-activated malate transporter 13-like. The transcript is spliced from 2 exons. Gene Ontology annotation, biological process: malate transport. NCBI's taxonomy places the organism in Eukaryota, Viridiplantae, Streptophyta, Magnoliopsida, Zingiberales, Zingiberaceae. The record is from RefSeq and is a predicted model, not a curated record. The coding region runs from base 54 to 437 and encodes 127 amino acids.
AUACACUUGCACUAACAUGAUCUCAUCUACAAAUUCUCUUUAAAUGCUCUCCGAUGUUGAUCUCUCCAUUCACUCAUUUCAGCACCAACAAAGAGCUAGCUUCAUAUACAUCAACAAUCAUCCUAUUCUUCAGAACUAUAAUAAACGGAAAGAAAGGUUGCAAUAUUCAGAUCGACAUUUGCUUGGCGCCAAACUCAACACCACAAUCAGAAAGCAUGAAGAAGUCUACCAAGGAUCAUAAUGGCAAAGCCACAAUACCAAUGAGGAAAUUUAUGAGGGAAGUGUGGGACUUUGCCAGAGAGGACACAGACAGGGUGACCUUUUCCCUCAAGGUUGGCUUGGCUUGCCUCCUCAUCUCCCUUCUCAUUCUCAUCCAAGCACCUUAUCAAGUCUUCGGCACCAACUUCAUAUUGGAAAAGGUUGGUAUGAAAAAAUAA